AUGUUAACAACAGUUAUGCUUGAGCAUACCCAUGACUUGACUCCAACUGACUCACGACAUUUUGCAAUGAAUAAGAGAUUUCUUACUCUUGCGAAGAGAAGACUAGAAAUUAACGAUGAAGUAGGGAUUGGAGUGGCUGAGAAUUUGCAUUCUAUAGUUGUUGAAGCAGGGGGAUAUGAGGCAUUAACAUUUGAUGAGCGAGAUGCAAGGAAUCACAUUGAGAGUGCUAGAAAAUUAAGGCUUGGGGUAGGAGAUGGCGAAUCACUUCGAGAUUAUUUUCAGAGGAUGCAACAACAAAAUUCGAACUUCUAUUAUGUGAUUGACUUUGAUGAAGAUUGUCGCAUUCGAAACUUGUUUUGGGCGGAUGCAAGGAGUAGGGCGACUUAUGAAGCAUUUGGGGAUGUUGUUUCAUUUGACACAAGUUAUCUCACGAACAACUAUGAUAUGCUGUUUGCUCUGUUUGUAGGAGUUAAUCACCAUGGACAAUCAAUUUUACUUGGUUGUGGGUUGUUAUGUAAUGAGAACAUUGAUAUAUUUGUUUGGCUAUUUAGAUCAUGGUUAAGUUGCAUGUUUGAUGCUCCCCCAAAAGCUAUAAUAACUGACCAGUGUAGAGCUAUGCAAAAUGUCAUAGAAAUUCUCUUUCCAAAGGCUCGACAUCGACGGUGCUUAUGA
Messenger RNA from Camellia sinensis, 672 nucleotides. The record is from RefSeq and is a predicted model, not a curated record. Lineage: Eukaryota; Viridiplantae; Streptophyta; Magnoliopsida; Ericales; Theaceae.